Molecule: messenger RNA, 702 nt
Organism: Acanthosepion pharaonis
Lineage: Eukaryota; Metazoa; Mollusca; Cephalopoda; Sepiida; Sepiidae
Source: the annotation of a GenBank genome assembly
AUGGGUGUACAAAUAUUUUUUGGUUUUUGUUUUUCUUCUAUUUUCUCCCUCUCUUUCUUUUCUUUGUUUUUUUUUUUUCUUCCUCUUAUUUAUCCAUUUUUUAUCCUGUUUUUUUUUUUUAUAUUUUUCAUUCUCUACUUUUUUCUUUUUUUCAUUAUCUUCUUUCUUUUUUAUUCCCUCCCUUCUUACAUUUUAUUUUUUCUUUUCUUUGUUUCUUUUUCUUUAUUUUUUCUUAGUCCUCGUGUAUUUCCUUCUCAAUUUGUUUCUUUUUGUUUUCAUUCUCUCAACUCUUUUUUAUUUCCAUCUUUUUCAUCCUUUCUUUUCUUUUCUUUUCUCUCCAUUUUCAAACACCCCUUACUUUUGUAUUUUAUUCUUUUUCUUCUUUUCCUUAUUCUUCCUCUAUUUUCCUUUUUCAUUUUAUUCUUUUUCUUCUUUUCCUUAUUCUUCUUCUAUUUUCCUUUUUCAUUUUAUUUUUCCUUCUUUUCCUUAUUCUUCCUCUAUUUUCCUUUUUCAUUUUAUUUUUCCUUCUUUUCCUUAUUCUUUCUCUAUUUCCUUUUUUCAUUUUAUUUUUUUCUGCAUUUUUCAGUCUUUCCUUCAAAUUCUCUCUUUUUAAUUUCCUCCUUUCUGCUUUUCAUCUCUUUUUUAUCUUUUUCUAUUCUUUGUUCAUUUUUUUUUUACAAUCUUUCUUUUUUCUUCUUUUAA